Molecule: messenger RNA, 2528 nt
Organism: Gymnogyps californianus (California condor)
Lineage: Eukaryota; Metazoa; Chordata; Aves; Accipitriformes; Cathartidae
Gene: ARID5A
Product: AT-rich interaction domain 5A
Biological process (GO): regulation of transcription by RNA polymerase II
Cellular component (GO): nucleus
Molecular function (GO): transcription cis-regulatory region binding
Source: RefSeq, a predicted model, not a curated record
CCUAAAAUCCAAGCCGACGACAACUCUUUCCCCCCCUCCAUGGAGGACAACCAAGCGCAGCGACGAGACGUCCAAGAGCCCACCGCCGCCAAACCGGCGGAGGCUCCGGUCCCGGAGGAUGGCUCCGAGCGGGAGAAGCCGGUGGAAGAAGCAACAACCGGUGGUGAGAAAGAGGAGGAGGAAGCCUUCCUCGUCAGCCUCUACAAGUUCAUGAAGGACCGACACACGCCCAUCGAGAGGAUCCCCCACCUCGGCUUCAAGCAGAUUAACCUCUGGAAGAUCUACAAAGCCGUGGAGAAACUGGGAGCCUACGAGCUGGUGACGGGACGACGGCUCUGGAAAAACGUCUACGACGAGCUGGGGGGCAGCCCCGGCAGCACCAGCGCGGCCACCUGCACCCGGCGCCACUACGAGAGGCUGGUCCUCCCGUACGUGCGGCAUCUCAAGGGGGAGGACGACAAGCCUCUGCCGCCCAGCAAGCCCCGCAAGCAGUACAAGGUCUCCAAGGGCACCGAGACGGGGGAGAAGAGCAAGAGGGCCAAGAAGGAGAAGGGCCGGGAGCAGAUGCCUGCGGACAAGGCAAAGCCGGAGGCGGCAGCCGGCACAGAGGAGGCGAGGGACGCCCCGGAGCGGGGCCGGGCGGCGGAGGGAUGCUCCAGCCCGGCGGUCCCGAGCCCCAGCCUCGGGGGGUGUCCCGGCCCCUGCAGGACCCACACGGAAACCUACAAGCGCCUUUUCUCCAGCUUCUACUCCAAAGGCAACCACCCCAUCAUGUCUCCGUUGGCCAAGAAGAAGCUGCUGGCCCAGGUGAGCAAGGCGGAGUCCUUGCACUGCCACAAACGCCACUGCCCCGAGGGCCGGCGGGUGGCGAGCGACGCCGGCCCCAGCCCCGAGCCCCCCCGGCCGACCACCGGCCCCCAUCUCCGCGAGCAGAGGAGCCCGGAGCCGGCGGGAGCUCAUCAGGAUACAGCUCCGGGCAUGGGGAGCGAGGUGGGAUCCAUCCCCAGCGCAUCCCCCGGCGGGAGAGACAGCCAGCCCUGCCCGCGGGCCGAGGACGGGUGUCCGGCGCCCGUCUUCACCGGCUGCUUCCACGCCUACCGCAACGAGGUGCUGAAGCCCGUCAGCUGCCAUCCCCUCUGGGGCUAUUUCUCCAGCUUGAAGGAUUUUUUGGAGCCGUCUUCCGCCUUCCCGUCGCAACCCGAAGAGCCGGAGCAGCCCCAAGACCUGCGGAACAAAGCGGGCCAGCCGUGGAACGGGGAGAGCCGGCGAGCGGCCGCCUGCGCCGCCGUCAAAGCCUGCUGGGUGCCCCCCGGGGCCGGCUUCGCCCCCGCCGCGCCCAGGGGCAAGCGCGGCCGGGAGGAGGAGACGGCUUUCGGCCCCAGCGCCAAGUUACGAGCCAUCUCCCCCUUCAUCAAGGAGGCCGACGGCAGGGACACGGGCGCCGGCUCGCCCAGGGGCCAGCAAGGGUUGGCCAAACCCAAGGCGGUGGUAGCCAGCCCUGGCUACGCCGCGCCGCUGCCGCAAGCCCCGGACGUUUAUAAGGGAGCGAUGCUGCAUUUUCCGGUGAGCUUCGGCGACCCGCUGGAGCACCUCAAAACCCAGGGGGUACCGGUGGCACCGUCCCUCUCCGUCAACCCCUUCGUCAUCCCCGCUUUCCCUAGCCCUUUGGUAGCCGCCUCCACGCAGCCCUCCGAUCUGUGCCGGCCGCUGGCGACCGGCCCCGGGCACUACCCGGCCUCCUACGAGAGCUCGCUGCGGCACCGGCUCUACCCGGCGGCGGCGACGUGGCAUAGCCAACCCACCUACGCCUCCCCGCACACGCCGGCCUUUCACCACCACGCCAAGCUGUAGCCCUUCCAUCCCGCUCCGGAUCGGCCUCGUUCCCUAUGGAGAAGGGAGGCAGCCGGGAUGCCGCAGUAGCUGAGGCCGGGCAACGAGGCGCGUGCCGGAGCCGGUCACCGCUUCAGAGCCUGCGGCAAAGGGACUAAGAGGAGACAAUCGGGACUGUGUCAUUUUUACUCUUGAUCUUAGAGCUGUUUGUAUCCAGCAUCGUUACACCGGUGACUUAACUACCAAUAUCACAAGGUUAUAUAUAUAUAUUAUAUAUAUAUAUACAUACACAUAAAAAAAAAAAAAUGAGGGAGCAAAAUGAGUUGCGGAGGUUUCUAUUUUGCUAGAGACGCCAUGCCCCAGCGCGGUUUCGCGUGAUAUGGCAAGGAGACUGAGCCAGGCGAUGGUUAUUCCCAUCCCGCCGCGCCCGGGAAGCUCGGCGACUCCCCGCUCCAGAGCCCUGGCUGGCUCACACCACGCAAAGCAAUUUUGGUUUUUCAUUACGUUGCCUCCGUCCGGGGCUCCGGAGGUUUUUUUUUAGGGGUUUGGGACUGCAGCGAGCGGCUGCUGCGUUUGGUGUCUGCUCGGAAAGCGCUCCGGCCGCUCGGCUCGCCGCCGGCUCCGCACCUCCAAGAGCCGCGGCGGCUGAGCCGGUGGCAAAGGCAGCGCCCGAAAUAAAACUGGCUGGAUGGUCCCGA